Messenger RNA from Jatropha curcas, 757 nucleotides. Its product is annotated as embryogenic cell protein 40-like. The record is from RefSeq and is marked provisional. Lineage: Eukaryota; Viridiplantae; Streptophyta; Magnoliopsida; Malpighiales; Euphorbiaceae. Gene Ontology annotation, cellular component: cytosol. Gene Ontology annotation, biological process: response to abscisic acid; response to water deprivation; cold acclimation.
CAACUAAACUUUAGAAAAAAUGGCUGAUUUAAGAGAUGAAUAUGGCAAUCCAAUUCAACUUACCGAUGAACAUGGAAAUCCAGUUGAAUUGACCGAUGAACAUGGCAACCCAGUGCAUAUAACUGGCCUAGCUACCUCUAAGCCUGCAACCAUUGCAAAUGUUCUGCAGAUCGAUGUGCCGGAUACUGGCCUUUUGGCUAGUACGGAGGAGCCACCAAAGGGCCACACUGGCGAGCAUGUAGGUGGUGCUGAACCUGAGCCCGUGAAAGCGGAGCAACCGCAACAACAACAACAAGAACUUGAAAGAUCUAGUAGUUCAAGCUCUAGCUCGUCAGAGGAUGAUGAGCAAGGAGGGAGGAGAAAGAAAAAGGGAUUGAAGGAGAAAAUAAAGGAGAAGCUGACAGGUGGGAAGCACAAGGAAGAGCAUAAACAGACAGCAAUCACUGAAACAACCCCAGGGGAUCCUCAACACCAUCAACAUGAGAAGAAGAGUGUAAUGGAGAAGAUAAAAGAGAAGUUGCCUGGCCACCACAGUCACAACCACUAAUGAAAUUAUAUAAAUAAAAAUGUUAUAUGCAUAUGUAGGACUUUGUAUGCUUUCUUUGUAUGUUCAUUGUAUUGGGUGAAUUGAACAUUUGUAGGUUUUCUUUUCUUUAUCUUAUCUUUUUUUUUUUUUUUUGUUCAGUAGAGUGGUGUAAUAAUAUAUGUUUGGGCUAUGAACAUUCAUGCCCAAUCAUUAACAUUUUCUUGUAUAUUU